AUGGUAAUUUCUGUUCAUCCACCUUCAUCUAAAAAACAAAAGAAAGUCAAAGUUGAGGAAAACAUCUCUCUCGGACCACAAGUCCGAGAAGGUGAACUGGUCUUCGGCGUAGCACAUAUCUUUGCUUCUUUUAACGAUACUUUUGUUCAUGUCACUGAUUUGUCUGGCCGUGAAACUAUCGUUCGCGUUACUGGUGGUAUGAAAGUAAAAGCCGAUCGUGAUGAAUCAUCGCCCUACGCUGCUAUGUUGGCUGCUCAGGAUGUCGCAGCAAAAUGCAAAGAGUUAGGUAUUAACGCUUUACAUAUUAAACUCCGAGCCACGGGUGGUAAUGGUACAAAGACACCUGGUCCUGGUGCACAAUCAGCCUUAAGAGCUUUAGCUAGAGCGGGUAUGAGAAUUGGCAGAAUUGAGGAUGUUACGCCUAUUCCCACUGAUAGCACUCGUAGGAAAGGUGGACGUAGAGGUAGACGCACCUCUUCCGGUGUUCCUACAGUUGCGUGUUUGUCUGACCCAGAAUCAAAAUGUAAAACAUGUAUGUCAACACGUACUCCCGAAGGUGAAGUAAAUGUAAGACGGAACACCAGUUUAUUAAUUAGAGUGAAUCAUGAAGAUGGAAGAGUGAGAAAUAUCGUUAUAGACUGUGGGAAAACAUUUUAUGUUUCAGCAUUGAAAUGGUGGCCACAUUAUGGAUUACGUCAAAUUGAUGCUCUUAUAUUAACUCAUCCGCAUGCUGAUGCAAUAAAUGGGUUAGAUGAUUUACGAGCUUGGACGCUACAUAAAAUAAUACAAGAACAGAUUUCGAUCUAUACGACAAUUGAGACUUUAGAUAAUGUCAAGAUCUCGUUUCCUUAUCUGGUGGAUACAAGUCAAGCGACUGGUGGUGGAGAUAUACCAUCGUUUAAAUGGAAUGUUAUAGAUUCGAAGCGCCCAUUUACUAUUGAAGGAUUAGAGUUUACUCCCCUCCCAGUUCAACAUGGUGUCUAUUUCACAACAAAAGAACCUUAUAUGUCCAUUGGUUUCCGCUUUGAUAAUAUAUGUUACAUUUCUGAUUGCAACGUUAUACCAGAAGACACCUACGCAAAAAUUCAUGGGUGUGAACUCGUAAUUUUAGAUGCCUUGGAUCAUAAGGAACAUUCAUCCCAUUUUUCAAUACAGCAAGCUAUUAACACAACAAAGAAUCUAGUUCCAAUACCCCAAAGAACUUAUCUUACAGGCUUUUCUCAUGCAGUAGAACAUUACAGUUUGACUGAAGAGAUGAAGUUGUUAGAAGAAAAGGAACCCGGAUUGUGGAUUAGACCUGCGCAUGACGGAUUAAAAGUGUGCAUCGAGGACGACAUGGUUAUUUCAAAUGGAUUAGUUAAUAAUUAA
Messenger RNA from Dentiscutata heterogama, 1368 nucleotides. NCBI's taxonomy places the organism in Eukaryota, Fungi, Glomeromycota, Glomeromycetes, Diversisporales, Gigasporaceae. The record is from the annotation of a GenBank genome assembly.